This is a messenger RNA of Ictalurus punctatus (channel catfish), 3510 nucleotides long. RefSeq names its product metabolism of cobalamin associated A (gene mmaa). Gene Ontology annotation, cellular component: cytoplasm. Lineage: Eukaryota; Metazoa; Chordata; Actinopteri; Siluriformes; Ictaluridae. The transcript is spliced from 7 exons. The record is from RefSeq and is a predicted model, not a curated record. Gene Ontology annotation, molecular function: GTP binding; GTPase activity. The coding region runs from base 226 to 1434 and encodes 402 amino acids.
CUGUUGUCUCACGUGGGAGGUCAACGAUAGUGAUUGAAUCCCAAACAACUCCUCACUCCCUCCAUCUGCGCACUACAGCAGUAUUGAAAUAACGGCGUUUCUCUCCUUAUCUAGUGCACUUGGUGUAUCGAAGGACGGUGUUUGGGAUGCGGCCUCUGACUGAGCGACAAGCACCGGGGCAGUGGAGCGGUUUGCUCGGGUUUAAGGCCUCUUCGUCACAGUGCCAUGGCUCCAACUGCCCUCCUCCCGUUUCUAUAUCGUACUAGGACUCUGAGCUCAGCCGCAGCUAGACAUUCCUCCCAAAUCCUUCGAAGGACCAGCGCGGAGUUGCAUCAUGGUCCCGUCUGUGUCCUGUCCCACCGGAGGAACGUGUCCACGGAGGAGGCUUUGAGCCACAGUGUGUCGGAUCUGACGGUCAGAGAGAGGACCGUGCUCGAGCGGCUGUACGACGGGCUGGUCAGGGGUCAGAGGUCAUCUCUGGCUGAGUGUAUAACGCUGGUGGAGACGCAGCAUCCUCGGAAGAAGGAGCUGGCCCAGGUGCUGCUGCAGAGGGUGCUGGCGUACAGGCAAGAGCGCGAAAGGAUCGCAGGAGGGAAACCGGUGGCCUUCAGAGUGGGUUUGUCUGGUCCUCCCGGUGCUGGGAAAUCCUCCUUCAUUGAGGUGCUGGGGAAAAUGCUGACGGGAAAAGGCCACAAUGUCUCGGUAUUGGCCGUGGACCCUUCUUCGUGCACUACUGGAGGCUCGCUGAUGGGGGAUAAGACACGGAUGACCGAGCUCUCACGAGACAUGAACGCUUUCAUCCGGCCAUCACCAUCUUCGGGCACACUCGGCGGGGUCACGAGGACCACCAAUGAGGCCAUAGUCUUGUGUGAGGGAGCAGGUUAUGACAUCGUGCUCGUAGAAACAGUGGGUGUUGGACAGUCUGAGUUUGCUGUGGCUGAUAUGGUGGACCUCUUUGUGUUGCUGAUUCCACCAGCAGGAGGCGACGAGCUACAGGGAAUAAAGAGAGGUAUCAUCGAGAAAGCCGACCUGGUCGUGGUCACGAAGUCAGACGGGGAUUUGGUCGUUCCGGCACGCAGGAUUCAAGCCGAGUACACGAGCGCGUUGAAGCUGCUCCGAAAGAAAUCUAAAACCUGGACACCUAAGGUGGUCCGGGUCUCCUCUCAGACAGGACAGGGUGUGCCCGAGCUCUGGGACAUCAUGCUGCAGUAUCGUGACGCCGUGUUGUCUAGCGGCGAGCUCCAAACCCGCAGGCGUGAGCAGCAGAAGGUCUGGCUGUGGAGCCUGAUCCAGGAAAACGCCCUCCGCCAUUUUCAGGAACAUCCAGAGGUACGGGCGGCGCUUCCCGAGAUGGAGCGCAGGGUGGCACAAGGAGACGUCUCUCCCGGACUGGCAGCCGAUCUCCUGCUGAGGGCCUUCAGGACCACACAGUGAUAGAAAACCCAUUCCGUGAAGAAGCGAUAUGUGAGGAAUGAAUCGUGAUUCUGGUUUCAUAGCUUUGGUAUUUGGGUCGGCGUAAUCACGGUGCAGUUUGCGGUUCUCCCCGCUCUUAUACUGUACAUCUUAAAUCUGAAAUCAUGAAGCAGUGGUGGACAGGUCAUAAAAGUGGUAAAAGUGCGCUGCCUAGUCCCAUGUUUUUGCCCCGAAACCUAACUGACAAGGUUUUUAAAAAAAAAAACAAAAAACAAAAAAAACAAGUGGUAGCUAAUAUACCAAAUGCAAAAUUUAGUUAGUUAGUUAAGUGCACACACAUUAGUAUGUAAAUUCUUGCAUACUGUCGAUAGGAGACGACUCGGUCACAGUGAUCCUUUUCCUAACGUAGCGUCUUGUUUGCGCCUCGUCAUUGGCUGACGCUUUCACAGUGCACGUGAAAGUUAUUCAUUCAAGUAUGAAUACGAUCUUUAUGUUCUCUCGACAUUCUUUAAUGUGUGGGGGGCGGUUUUUUGCCAGCAGGAGAAUUACAGUACAUGACAGAUUUGCACUUUAUUUUAUUUCCGAUUCUUAUCAAGAUCGUAUGUCACGAUAUAUCAUGCAGGGCUAAUUAAUCCACCUAGUAAAAGCAGAUGUGUGUAGUGCAGCAGGAGGCGGGAUUCAGAACAAGCAGCAUGCGCCAUAGGUGCAGUAUUGUUACGCCAGCGUCUAUAACACCAAAACCUAUAGCGGUGUUUUUUUUUUUUGUUUUUGGUUGUUUUUUUUUUUACUUUCUCUGUUUGUUGCAUGAGGCAAGGUGGGGAAAAAAAAAAAACGCUGAUGACUGCUAGUCUACCGAACCUAUUUGUCCACCAUCCAUCAUACCACUUAUCUUACACAGGGUCACGGGGACACGCUGGACAGGGUCGCAACCCAUCGCAGGGCACAAUUGCACACGUUCACACACCACAAACUAUUUAGAAAUGCCAUUCGGCGUACAACGCAUGGACCGGAGGAGGAAACCGGAGUACCCGGAGAAACCCGGGAUUCGAACCCCCAACCCCGGAGGUGCGAGGCAAACUUUUGAAACUGACACUAAGCUACCGUGUCCUCCACGUGUCCACGAAGUAACUAUUAAUGUCCUGGAUGCUCGGGUUACUGAUUUGUCCACCCUGCCCCGUGUGAUGACUGUGGUGUAGAGCAGGAACACACUUUGCAACUCUGCAGCUUUACAAUGUGUGUAAAAAAAAAUAAAAUAAAUAAAAAAGGAGAUAUUGCUUAGCGAGCUCACUUUUGAUUUGAGAUGCUAACCCAAAAUCCAAAUUCAUAUUUGGAUUCAAAUUCAUUCAACUGAGUGGUUUUUUUUUGUUGUUUUUUUUUUAUUUUUUUUUAAAUGAAGGUUUGUUCCUCCAGUGCUGUAACGGAGGUCACAAUUUGUAUCAUAUUCCUCUCCAAUGUGAAGACAAAACGAAUGAGCCAGAAUGUACUGACGGAGAAGUUUAAUAUUUACCUUCUCUGAAUAUUGCUUAAUAUAUAAUAUACUGUAUCAAACCUUGACACUUGUACAUUAUAUUGGGUUUUAAUGAUUGCUGUAUUUUAAUUACUUGAAGAUGAAAAGGGAUAGAAAUGAAUUCAAUAAUUAGUUAAAACGUACUAUCAUUCGAUCCUCUUUGUCCGGGUUUUAAAUACGCACUAUUCAAACAAACAGCAUGUUGAAUUCAUUAAUAGUCAUUUAUGUUGAGAAGGCUUUUUGUUGUCGUCCCCCCCCCCCCCCCUUUCAUUUUAGUCUCAAGGGGUUCGUCAUAUUUCUUUUCAGCGCUGAAGACCGACUUCUUUUGUAAAGAUGAGUAUAAACAGACAGGUAAAUGACCUUGUGGAGGUUUUUAUUUUAUAUUCCGAUCUACUGCCUUUUAUAUACUGUGUGUGACUGCUGUUGUGAAUAAACAGUAAUCGCUGUAGUUAAUAUUGAAGUACAUUUCCGCUGGAGGUGUGUGUUUGAAACUGACAUCUAGCAUUAAAGGUGCAGUCUGUCAUUUUUACAGCCCUCUACUGCCUGUGAGGUGAAUUGCUGUUUCAAUUAAAACAUCUUGAAGAAUUCUA